UUAGGAUGUUUACAGUCAGCCAAGACAGAAUGGAAUCAGAUGAAUUACCCACUGAUUGAUUUUGCCUUUUCCAUCUAAUCGCAAGACCCUCUAUUAUGCAUCUAUCUAUCCUCACAUUCUGCAGCAGUUCCCCCAUGCUGUGACCAUAUGUAGUGACAUGUGUCACUUGUUGGAUGGGUCACUCAAGCUGACCUCAGGAUGACACCAACCCAGAUGUCCAACACAUUUGUUUGGGGUUAGCAAACAUGGCAAGGAACUAAAGCCACCACAGCCACUGAAGACUCUUAAAAGCCAGCUGAGGACCAGGCUGCACCAUAAAAGGCAUACACAACUCGCUGCAAAUGAAGUGCGAGGAAAACGGAUAGAGUUUGGGAAAAUGGUUGAGGGGGCAAAACGUGAGCAUGUGGAAGCAAUUACGGGCCGCAUGCGGGAUCGGUUAGCUUAAGGGUUAGCAAGGGUUCCUGCCGGGUGCCUGUAACACUGCAGAGGCGGCAGCCAAGUCUGUUUCCCCACUCAAAACUGCCGCCACACCCCACCCUCCUCAAUCCACUCCAUCUCACUUGAAAAAAAAGAUUGCAUGGCUCUACAGCCGAGAUCUCCCUGAAGAGGUCUGCAAGGGAAAACGGAGAAGAGAGGGGCGGGGGGACUAAACGAAAAAAAUAGUGUCUUCUGAUUCCAACUAUGACCUACUUGCCUUAACCGAGAUGCUUGCUCAUGGACGAAUCCUACACGGAAUCGUAAUAUGGAGUAUGGAUAGCUCGUUGCUGGGAGGGGUCAGGAGGUUAUUGAUAUUGUUAGGCUAAGGGGACUGUGCAAAUGCAUAAAUAGCUGGAGAGGAGCGUCCAGGUCUCGCAGUCUCUCUCAGACAGCCCAGGCAUAGGUGACCUCCACUCCAGUCCAGCUCAUCUGUCUCUGCAAAACCCUAGACCCAACAUGGAGAUGAUGAAAUCAGUGUUUCAGAGCCAUGUGCUGCAGUGGGUCACUCUGACACUGAGCCUGCUGAGUGGAAUCUGCACCAUGCCUGUGAGUGUGGACUCGGUGUGCUCUGCACCAUCCACAGCCAAAUACAGCCUGACGUUUACGGGCAAGUGGAGCCAGACUGCUUUCCCUAAGCAGUACCCCGUUUAUAGGCCCCCCGCUCAGUGGUCUCCGCUUAUUGGGGUAACUCACAGCUCAGACUAUCAUAUCUGGCAAAAGAACGAAUACGCAAGUAACGGGGUGAGAGAGUUCUCGGAGAAAGGAGAGGCCUGGACUCUGAUUAAGGAGGUGGAGGCAGCUGGGGAGCGCAUCCAAAGUGUAUAUGGCCUCUUCUCUACGCCAGCUGUGCUUGAUGGAACCAGCCAGACGACCACAGAGUUUGAGGUUUAUGCAAGACACUCCUUUCUGUCCUUUAUUAUGCGGCUUGUGCCAAGCCCUGACUGGUUUGUCGGGGUAGACAGUCUGAAUCUGUGUGAAGGAGACCACUGGAAAGAAAACAUAAGCCUCGACCUGUUUCCCUACGAUGCUGGCACUGACAGUGGCUUCACUUUUUCUUCACCCAACUUCGAGACUAUUCCCCAAGAUAAAGUUAUGCAGAUCACAUCAUCAUUUCCAAGUCACCCAGCUAACUCUUUCUACUAUCCUCGACUCAAACAUCUUCCCCCGAUUGCCAAGGUCACACUCACCAAGAUCAAGAGCAAUCAGAUCUUUAGUCUGCCCAUUGAGCCCACACAGUCCAACCAGAUCCCCACUGGCAAUGAAAUCAAUGAGUCUCUUAUAAAUACCCCUCUCGACUGUGAGGUUUCUGCCUGGUCACCUUGGGGUCUGUGCAAAGGUCAGUGUGGUGAGAAAGGAGUGAGACAUCGGACGCGCUACAUCCACAUACAUCCAGCCAACAACGGCGCUGUCUGUCCGCCACUGGAGGACGAGAAGCCCUGUGUUCCCGACAACUGUGUGUGAGGAGAAAUGGUUUGGGGACUUGCCAAAUGAGGCCAGUCGGUCUAUCUUAACAUUUUCCUCUCUACAUUGGGGACACGUGCCAUGCCCAGCACGAAGUGGUUUGGACUCCAGAUUGAAAAAAGGGGCUUGUUACCAGAAUCCCAAUUUUCAAACUGUUUACAGAAACCUCUAAACAGCUAUUUCCAAACAAUUAACAAAAUUCCAUUACAGUAGAGGUUCUUCAAGACCAUAAUGCACACCAGCAGGCAUACCAUACACACUGAAGCUGAAAUCAAUGUGCCCAUAAUGCUGUUUAAGAGACAUUCAAAUAAGAGCUAGACUGCACAUAGUUUUUAUUGCAUACAACAUUAAAUACCUUUCAGUACUGUAAGAAAAUCAGCAUUAGCUAAGCUAUGAACUGAUGCCCUUAUGUGGAAUGAGUGGCCAGACACAAAUCAACUGUAUCAAAUCAAGUAAUUAAAACAGAUAAAGGGCAUAUAACUAAUGUGUUGUGUAUAAUGUGUCUGUGCUGUAUGUGUUUGUACCUGAUUGUACAUUCAUUGCAAUACACUGUAUAUAUACACUGUAAAUAUGAACAAAUAAAGUGUUUCUUGUCAA
This is a messenger RNA of Astyanax mexicanus (Mexican tetra), 2535 nucleotides long. RefSeq names its product spondin 2b, extracellular matrix protein (gene spon2b). The coding region runs from base 934 to 1938 and encodes 334 amino acids. Gene Ontology annotation, cellular component: extracellular matrix. The transcript is spliced from 6 exons. NCBI's taxonomy places the organism in Eukaryota, Metazoa, Chordata, Actinopteri, Characiformes, Acestrorhamphidae. Gene Ontology annotation, biological process: cell adhesion. The record is from RefSeq and is a predicted model, not a curated record.